This is a messenger RNA of Oncorhynchus mykiss (rainbow trout), 3671 nucleotides long. RefSeq lists its product as uncharacterized. Gene Ontology annotation, biological process: protein homooligomerization. The record is from RefSeq and is a predicted model, not a curated record. Lineage: Eukaryota; Metazoa; Chordata; Actinopteri; Salmoniformes; Salmonidae. Gene Ontology annotation, molecular function: protein binding.
AUAUAGCGCAUGCGCUCUGCCUGAGGACUGCUACACAGACUGCAAUAUGGCGAGAAUGCCUGGCAGCGCAGACUGCUCUAGCGACACGGCGGGGACAGAGCGGGUGGAGCACAUGAGCUGCCCAGAGACUGAGAGGAGCGGAGACGAGGCGGAAGAGGAUGAGAUCCAGGAGGUGCAGAUCACCGGCGAGGAGGAGGGGGAGUACGAGGAGGAUGUCGAGCUGGAGUGGGAGGCAGAAUGUGUGGACCCCGGCAGCUGCUCGGUUAUGGAGACAGAAGCGGUCCGUAUGGGCAGUACGGACCAGUGCAGCGGGAUGGGAGCGGGGGCGGACCCCAGACUUUUCCACAUCCCCGGACUGGACUCGGAUCCGGAGGGAGACCUGCAGCGGUCUGACCGCUCCAGACUGAGCGAGAACACUCGCCUGGCUACUAGGUACGCAGUCAGGAUCUUCCGGGAGUACCUGAGUGAGAAAGCCCAAAGUCCUGACUUUGAAACUCUGGACAAGGAAGCGCUGUGCGCGGUCCUGCGCUCCUUCUACGCGGAGGCGCGAUCGAAGAGUGGCCAGCUCUACAGCAAGUCCUCUCUCAUCAGCAUCCGGAGUUCUCUGAACCGCUACCUGAAUGAGCCGCCUUACUGUCGCACCCUGGACCUCACCAAGGACCCAGAACUGCGCAGCGCCAACCUGACCCUGGCCGCAGUCAUCAGAAAGCUGGAGGAGCAAGGUGCCGGUCCCGUUGUGCAAAAACAGGCUAUUACGCGGGCGGACCUGAGAAAACUCUACACCUCUAGUGUGUUUAACACCGAUACGCCGUUCGGGCUUCUCAACAAAGUGUGGUUCGAGACAUGUAUGUAUUUCUGCACGAGGGGGAGAGAGAAUCAGCGCGAGCUGGAGGAGGAUUCAUUCGGGCUAGCCAUAGACGAGGAUGGGAGAAAGUUUAUCUAUUUCAAAGCGCUGGGGCCGUAUCACAAGUCUCGCUCGGCGUCCUGGACUAAAAAAAGACCAGACACGGAUGAUGAUACUCUGCCGCGCAUGUAUGAGACGGCCACGGAGUUUUGUCCGUAUGCCAGCUUUGUGAAGUAUGUCUCGAAACGGAACCCGCUGUGCAAAGCGUUCUUCCAGCGCCCGCGAGACCACUGCUGCUUAAGCGACAUGACAUGGUACGAGAACAAAGCAAUCGGUAAAAACCUGCUGGGCACGAGGAUGCAGAUGCUGUCGCGUGCUGCCAAGCUUUCAAAGACCUACACCAACCACUGCAUCGGCGCAGUCUCCAUAGCAACGCUCAACAGCAUCGCUGGUAUCGGGUCAAAGUCAGUAUCGCUUCACGUUGCCUCGGAAACGGUCAAUGGUGGCGCACAGUCUUAUCUCCAGCUCGUGAUCCCUUAUAGCCGACAGGUCACGGACGCAGUGGAACUGAAGCCGCAGAGAACGACAAGGAAAUGUCGUUCUCACUGCCCCGGCGACGUCUCUGGACCUCCAUCACCUAAGAAGCUCUGUGUGCGUUCCGAGGAACGCGGAGAGUCCCCGGUGGUCAUAGUGGACGGUACCGAGCCCGUGGACACCCGAGCCCCGGAGCCCCACGGCCAGCCGCCCGCUCCUUUACCAGCUGGCGUGGUAGCAGCGCAGGAUAGCCGUAAUAGCAGCAUGGCCAGCCGGCCACUGGUCUCCCAGUCCCCUGCCUCUCCGCUGGGCUCAGGGGGUAUAGGGGGCAUCCCCACCCCCGCCCAGCUCACCAAAACCAACGCCCCUGUACACAUAGACGUAGGAGGUCACAUGUACACCAGCAGCCUGGCGACACUGACCAAGUACCCAGAGUCACGGAUUGGUCGUCUGUUCAACGGGACAGAGCCCAUAGUGUUGGACAGUCUGAAGCAGCACUACUUCAUAGACCGAGACGGUCACAUGUUCCGCUACAUCCUCAACUUCCUGCGGACGGCAAAACUGCUCGUCCCUGACGACUUCAAAGAGUACUCUCUACUCUAUGAGGAGGCCAGGUUCUUCCAGCUAUCUCCACUACAAGCAGAAUUAGAACGCUGGAGGAGUGAGCGCGAGGCCAGGAAGGUGUGGCGUGUGUGUGAGUGUGUGGUGGUGCGUGUAGCUCCAGAGCUGGGGGAGAGGAUCACUCUAAGUGGGGACAGGGCUCUGAUCGAGGAGGUGUUUCCAGAGGUCGGGGACGUCAUGUGUAACUCCCUGAACGCAGGCUGGAAUCAUGACUCUACUCACGUCAUACGCUUCCCACUCAACGGAUACUGUCACCUCAACUCUGUACAGGUGUUGGAGAGGUUGCAACAGAGAGGAUUCGAGAUAGCAGGGGCGUGUGGCGGGGGAGUAGACUCCUCCCAGUUCAGCGAGUACGUCCUACGCAGGGAGGGAAGUAGCAACGGACAGCGUGGCCACACCCUCAUCCGCAUCAAACAGGAAGCACUGGACUAAGCCCGACCCAGGUCAGAUCAGAGGUCAGGGGUCAGUGGAUAAUUGGUCAGGAGAAUCCAGAAAGCGACGCCUCCAUCUCCAAGGGAACGCCAAUAGUUGUUUUAGAAUUUUGUGGACAUAGGUAUUGCCAUGAUGAAACGGUGAUUGUACCUACACCAAAGGAGAGCAAUAGAACUAUGACCUCACCGCAAUGAACUAUGGAAGUCACUAACCAGGCGGUACGCAGAUAGUGACUGACCCCUCUCCCCAUGAGCAGGGACCUAUAGCAUAGAGAGAAGCAACAUUAGCACUAUCAUCAUACUACUCAUGUUACCGUGUAGGAUUAUUCUGUUUUAUAGUGUCAUAAUAAUACUAUGUGGAUUCAUUAAGAUUCUUACAAUAAUGUAAAUAAUCACAUAAUGGGAUGAGGUCAUGACUGAAACUCUGAAAUGGAGAAACGACACUAAUGAACAUGGACGAUUUGCAGCUGAAUGUUAAAAAGCACAAGUGUCUGGGAAAUCUAACCCAGCCUAAACUAAAUAGAUGAAAUAUAUGGUUCUGUGAAGCUAAAGUUAUUACGAGGAACUCGUGGAAGUUUUUUUUGUUGUUGAAAUUUUUAUAAACCAAAAAUAUGGUUUUCACAUGUUAAGUCUUAAUAUUAUGACAAUGGAAUUCUGAAGAGGUUCUUCUACACUUUAUAUUCAGCACAAUGAUAAAAGAGAUUUGUCUUGUCAGAGAUUGAAUUGUUGCAUGUUUUAUGCUGAGCAUUUGAGCAGCAGAGGACUUGAGAUCUGUAUCAAAACUGUCUGUCACACUAAAGGAAAUUUGAUUUCAUAAACGAAUGUACCAAAAGGAUGUAAAAACAUGUUUCAUACAAAAAAAAGUCUGCAUGUGUGUGUGUCUAUUAGUUAUUCAGGAAACUGUAAAUGAGAAUAUUCACUAAAAUGUUCAUUUUAGUUAGGCUAGCAAUCACAGAUCAGAUGACAAACCUACCAUCACCGUAUAAUUGAAACCGGAAAGUUAAGGGAGAGGUUUGCAUUAAUUUUAGGUGGCAUGGUAAAUAUUCCACCUGCUUCAGAGUUUAGCAGAAAGUAGUUAAUGAAUAUCUAUAAGCAAUGCAUGAAUAUUAAGUACACUAAAGUGCCUUUGUCUUCCUGGAUUUGACAAGCUGUCAGAGGGAGGGGCUUGUCUUUGAUCUGAGACAGGAACAGGAAGCAGUGGGACAUAUGAUGAGCUUGUUAACGUUGCCGACGAUGAUCAA